Octopus sinensis (East Asian common octopus) is the source of this 1270-nucleotide messenger RNA. RefSeq names its product dehydrogenase/reductase SDR family member 4. Bases 255 to 1091 code for a protein of 278 amino acids. The record is from RefSeq and is a predicted model, not a curated record. NCBI's taxonomy places the organism in Eukaryota, Metazoa, Mollusca, Cephalopoda, Octopoda, Octopodidae. The transcript is spliced from 9 exons. Gene Ontology annotation, molecular function: carbonyl reductase (NADPH) activity.
ACUAGCGUUGCGUGCAAAAGAACCAAAUGUCUCCUUGCUCGACCGGCUAGAAGUAGUAGCGAUUUCCCCUUUAAACUAGAUAUUACGAAAUUAGAAAAGGAAGGACACAUUAGAUAAUCGAGUCAUGGAUACAUCGUCUGCAAGUAAGGUGAGAUGGUCAUCACUGGGACGUUUUAAGCAUAGAUUUAUUCAACCAGAGCUGACCUGGGGCUAAAAACAAUAACAACGAGGUUUAUUAUUGCUGAUACAAACAUAUGUGUUAUGUGUUAUACACAUGUGCAUACACGCUCGCCUAUACCUACUAUAUCCGUGCAUGGCGGAGUGGUUACGAAGUUCACUUCGUAAUUAAGAAGCCCCACCACCCCGAGUUUGAACUUACUGCGUGGAACCUUAGAAUUGGCUUUGCUAUUGCGAAGAGGCUAGCAGAAGAUGGUGCUAAAGUAAUGGUUAGUAGUCGUAAAGCAGCCAAAGUUGAUGAAGCAGUGUCUAGUCUCACUUCAAAAAGUUUGGAUGUUGCAGGAACAGUCUGCCAUGUUGCAAAACCUGAAGACAGAAAGAAACUUGUUGAAGAAACACUUGCAAAGUUUGGUGGUUUGGACAUCUUAGUAAAUAAUGCUGGGAUCAAUCCUGUCUUUGGGCCAGUAUUAGAUACUUCUGAAGAUGCUUGGGAUAAGAUCUUUGAAGCUAAUGUCAAGGCACCAUUCUUGUUUUGCAAAGAUGUAGCACCACUGAUGGAAAAAAGAGGUGGUGGCUCCAUAAUAUUUGUGUCAUCUAUACUAGGUUACCAUCCAGAAGCAUUUCUUGGCUGUUAUUCUGUUAGCAAAACAGCUCUCCUUGGUUUGGUAAAAGUACUUGUUCCUCAGCUUAAUGCAAUGAAUAUCAGAGUGAAUAGCAUAGCUCCUGGUCUUAUUGAUACCAAAUUCAGUCAAAUGCUUAAAUCAGAUGAAUCCAUCUUGGCACGUAUUCCCAUGAAUAGGUAUGGCACUCCUGAAGAAUGCGCUAACGUCGUGUCAUUUUUGGUGUCUGAAGAGGCUAGCUACAUAACAGGUGAAACAUUCAAAGUGACAGGAGGAAUGAUGUCAUCACUCUGAUAGUUUACUGACAAUUAUAAGAAUAAUAUAUGCAAGAAAAAGUUUGUCUACAAAUGAUUAUUUUAUAUAAUUAUGCCUUUUCCAGAAAAAAGUAAAAAAAUACUUUUUAAAAAAAUUAUAUUUAUUUUUCCUUAAUCAUGAAAGAUUUAAAGUAAAAUAUCAAAAGCCAAUCUUUUGAA